CAAAACCCUAAAUCAUUACAAUCAGCAAAAUGAAAAUGCAGUAAAAACAAAAAAAAUUGAAAUCACGCUCUGGGUUUCUUCGCAUCUUUGAAAUUGUACGUAUAUCAAAAUUCAUCUGCAUCUUAAUUACUGAUCGAUCCAAGGCUUUUUUUCACCUUUUUUUUCUUCUUUGGAUUUUGGUUUGAUUGAGAAUGAAAGCAUAUUGUAGGAUUUUAAUGACAACUCAAACUUCGUAUUUCUUUGGAUUUACACGCACAAAUAAAUGUCAACAUUUAGUGCUAAAUAAUUUAUCGAAUUUUCGGAAAUUUAAUAAUUCAAUUUUCAGUUUCAAUAAGCAUUUUUCACAUUGUAAGAAAUCAUCAGUUCUUGGUUUAAAAGAUUUCAAUUGGAAGAAUUGCAAUAAAAGUGUUGUUUUUUCUUCAAGAAUUAAGCAUUUAUCAGCAUCUGUUGAAUCAAAUGUAAACGAUAAGAAUUUCGAAGACAUUUACCUUCAUGGCGGUCUUAAAAAAAAAGAGAGAAAUUUAGAAGAAGGUGGUGGGGAAAAAGGAAAAUCAAGAAAAAAUGAAAGUAAAGAUGAUAAUUCUUCAUCGUCCAAGGGUACUUCUUUCGAUGUUUUGAAGACUAGCAAUCGAGAAGAAACGAAAAUCGAAAAGGAAGCAUGGGAUUUGUUGAGGAGUUCUGUUGUGAAUUAUUGUGGAAGUCCUGUUGGGACUCUCGCUGCUAAUGAUCCUGGUGAUAAACAGCCUCUUAAUUAUGAUCAGGUUUUCAUUCGGGAUUUUGUUUCGUCGGCGCUCGCGUUUUUGCUGAAAGGAGAAGGAGAAAUUGUUAGGAAUUUUCUGCUUCAUACUUUGCAAUUGCAGAGUUGGGAGAAAACAGUGGACUGCUAUAGCCCAGGGCAAGGAUUGAUGCCUGCAAGUUUUAAAGUUAGAAGUGUGCGUGUUGAUGGAGGUAAUGGAUCAUUUCAGGAAGUUUCGGAUCCCGAUUUUGGUGAAUCAGCUAUCGGUCGCGUCGCGCCUGUUGAUUCUGGGUUGUGGUGGAUUAUCCUGUUAAGAACUUACGGAAAGAUUACUGGUGACUAUGCACUGCAAGAAAGGGUGGAUAUCCAAACAGGCAUAAAGCUGAUCUUACAUUUGUGUUUAGCCGAUGGAUUUGACAUGUUCCCUUCUUUAUUAGUUACUGAUGGCUCUUGCAUGAUUGAUCGCCGGAUGGGUAUCCAUGGCCAUCCUCUUGAAAUCCAAGCCUUGUUCUACACAGCUUUACGGAGUGCAAAAGAAUUGCUUGCCAAGGAUGAGGGAUCAAAGAAUCUUGUACAGGCCAUCAACAAUAGACUUAGCGCAUUGUCGUUUCACAUCAGAGAGUACUACUGGGUUGACAUGAAAAAAAUCAACGAAAUAUACCGUUAUAAAACCGAAGAGUACUCUCAAGAUGCAACCAACAAGUUCAACAUAUAUCCUGAGCAAAUUCCUAAAUGGCUGGUAGAUUGGGUUCCAGAGAAAGGGGGUUAUCUCAUUGGCAACCUACAGCCUGCUCACAUGGAUUUUAGGUUUUUCAUGCUCGGCAAUCUUAUGGCCAUAAUCUCGUCUUUGGGUACUCCGAAACAGAACCAAGGCAUAUUGAAUCUAAUUGAAGCUAAAUGGAACGACCUUGUGGGAAAUAUGCCUCUUAAGAUUAUUUACCCUGCAAUGAAGAAUGAAGAAUGGCGUAUAAUCACCGGCAGUGACCCGAAGAAUACUGCAUGGUCGUAUCAUAAUGGUGGAUCUUGGCCAACUCUUUUGUGGCAGUUCACAUUUGCAUGCAUCAAGAUGGGAAGAACAGAUUUAGCCGAAAAGGCAGUCUCAGUAGCUGAGAAGAGGCUCUCUUUAGAUCAGUGGCCUGAGUAUUAUGACUCACGUCAUGGAAGGUUUAUAGGGAAACAAGCACGACUCUACCAGACAUGGACGAUAGCUGGGUUCCUGGCUUCUAAAAUGCUCUUGGAGAAACCUGAUUUGGUGCCUUAUUUGAUUUGGGAGGAAGAUCCUGAGUUACUAGAGACCUGUGUUUGUGUGCUGAGCAAAAGCAGCCGCAGCAAAUGCUCCCGUACUGCCGCCAGAUCACAGGUUCUCAUGUAAGUUAUUAGCAUUACCACUAGUUUGAAGGCUUUUAUAUAGGUAUGCCUUCAAAAUGUAUAGUAACGAAGAAGGGUAAGUCGAAAUAAGAGAAGAAGCCAGCGUAGAAGAGAAUUUUCCCGCUCUACUUGUCGAUAUGAUUUACGUAUAUAUACUUAAAACAUACUGUUGUAACCGUAAGUGUUCAUGAUUUAAGGACAUGAACUCCUUUUUCUAGUUCGAUAGUUGAGACUUGAAUUUGAAAUCCAACCAAGUCUUUCCAGCAAAAUGUGAAUAUUUUACCAGUGUCAACUGUUAAGGUUGAGUUCAAAAACUACAAUUUAGUUUGUGUUAUCUUCCGGUUUAGCCAUCAUGUACUUGUUGGAAAACGAUUAAUAAAAAAAUAAUUUUUUAAAGUUUUAA
Messenger RNA from Papaver somniferum (opium poppy), 2507 nucleotides. RefSeq names its product alkaline/neutral invertase A, mitochondrial-like. The transcript is spliced from 6 exons. Gene Ontology annotation, cellular component: mitochondrion. Gene Ontology annotation, molecular function: endo-alpha-N-acetylgalactosaminidase activity; sucrose alpha-glucosidase activity. Bases 192 to 2108 code for a protein of 638 amino acids. The record is from RefSeq and is a predicted model, not a curated record. Gene Ontology annotation, biological process: sucrose catabolic process. NCBI's taxonomy places the organism in Eukaryota, Viridiplantae, Streptophyta, Magnoliopsida, Ranunculales, Papaveraceae.